Molecule: messenger RNA, 2404 nt
Organism: Galleria mellonella (greater wax moth)
Lineage: Eukaryota; Metazoa; Arthropoda; Insecta; Lepidoptera; Pyralidae
Product: TBC1 domain family member 19
Exons: 11
Coding region: 83-1636 (517 amino acids)
Source: RefSeq, a predicted model, not a curated record
GAUUUCUCAUAAAAAGUAAACAUAGUCUCUCCUGUUACUUUAUAUUACAAAAUUAAAAUACAUAUCUUGUUAACUAGUUAUUAUGGAAGGAAUAAAAGAAGAAGCCAUACACCACACAGCUCUGAAAUUAGCAGAAGAAAUAAAAAAUCUGUCCAUAUAUAAAUCAUUUUAUAGCGAUAUUCAGAAAUUAGUUUCAUCUCCAAACGUAAAAAAAGAAGAUUUUAAGCAAACUUUACAACAAGCUAUGAAAGAAAAAGGUUUAGAUACGAAACUUAGAAACACUGUAUUCCACUGGGUACGAACACAGAGCAAACAAGGUAAAUUAGACCCACUAACAUCGUUACUAAAAGCAAGUGCACAGUGGGAAAAAAGAAUUCACAAAUCUCUAAAUUCAAUGUGCUCAGAUCUUGAGACUUCAUUAGCAAAAAUUAGAGUACAAAGUGAACAAGAAGAAUUAGCUGAAAAAUGGAAUGAACUUAGUACUUGUAAUCUAGAUUUAUCAAAAUACAGACCAGUAUAUGCACCGAAAGAUUUUUUGGAAGUAUUGUUAACAUUAUCUGGAUACGUACCUUAUACAAGAGAAGACGAACCCAAAUGGGAGUUUGCGCAUUUACCCUUACAAGUCAAAACAUUAGAUCAGUUGCGUAAAUUAUAUGUGGAAUGGUCUAACGGCGAGCCGUUACUAGGCGUGAAUCCAAAUAUGCCCAGUACUGUGCCAGGUUUUGCAACCCUGGAGGCGGAGCGUAUAGGCCUGGGUGAAAGAGUAGCAGCACUCGGAUACGCCCCAGUUAUACAGGAAUACCUAAAAAAGGGAAGUCCACAGUGUUUGCGAGCAAAACUUUGGUCACAAGUGCUCGGCGCCGAUGUUAAAUCACAGCAAAUAACAUACUUCAAUCAACUGAAGAAAAGUGUAUUGGAAGUUGAUUUGAUGAUAGACAAAUUAAUAUUCAAAGAUGUACAGCUGACCGCCUCUAAUGACGACCAAUAUUUUGUUUUUGAAGAUAUGCUCUAUCAGGUUAUGUUAUGUUUCUCGAGGGACUGUGAAGUAAUGCAAAGUCUGAAAGGGAGCAUUGGCAAUCCACUGACUGUCACGAUAAAGGGCAAGCAGACGUCGGCGGACAGCGUUACUGUGUUCCCACCCAGUGGCAUUAUCCCCUUCCACGGCUUUACCAUGUAUGCAACACCCUUCUGCUACCUAUAUGACGACCCGGCUCAAUUGUACUAUACUUUCCGAGCGUUCUAUAUACGGUAUUGGCACCGUCUACACUAUAUCUCCACACAUCCACAGGGUAUCGUUUCUUUGUGUCUGCUGUAUGAGAGACUAUUAGAAGCGAACGAGCCUUUAUUGUGGAUUCACUUUAGAAACAUUAAUAUCAAUCCUAUUCGAGUAGUAUUCAAAUGGCUGAUGAGGGCGUUCAGCGGACACCUACCUCCGGAUCAGUUGCUGUUACUAUGGGACGCGAUCCUCGGUUACGAUUGUCUAGAAAUUCUACCACUAUUGGCUCUGGCGAUACUCAGCUUCAGAAAGGAGAAUAUCUUUCAAGUGAACACGCUGCAAAACGUGGACGCUGUUUUGGCGGACUUAUCUACUAUAUCUGUUAUACCGUUACUACAGUUGGCGUUAAUGAAAGCAUAGUUUAGCCUUGAUAUUAGAUUCAGUUCUUAAUACAUCAAUGGUACACAGAGAUGGGUAAUGAUUGACAAUACGUAGUUACUGUAGGUACGUAACUAAGUAAAUAUAAUACAGUAGACAGAGUAUGUAAAAAACCCCAAAGCUUUGUAGAUUAAUAGCUUGUAUAUUUCCCCAAUAAAAAUUGGAUUGACACGUUCAGUAAAAAGUGAAAUAAUAAUGUAUAAUUUCAAAAGUGAAUCAACUAAUUUCGUCGUCAACUGUACUUUUGGCGUGAAUUUACAGGGUACAGAGGAAUAACAUCUGAGUCCUCAGGAAUGGCAACGCAUGGGGGGUAUCAUGGGCGAAACAGUAUACUCUGUUAUGUCCAUAUUACUGCUCAUGUCUAUAGGCGACGUUUACCACUUUCUAUCAGGUGGACCGUCAGCUUGUUUGCCAUUCUAAGUUGUAUAAAAAAAAAACUUAUUUUUUUUUUAUUUUCAUCAUAUCUGAUUAUAAACAAAGCAACAGUACUAAUAUUUAAGAACAAGGUACUAAUUUAUUAAAUUAUUGCUAUAUUUUGAUACACGCAGAAUAAAUGUUUAUUUUUACAUAUUAUUAUGUAUUUUGUACCGAUGUAAAUAUAUAAAUAAAUAAGCAAAGAUAAUUGGACGCACAGAUUUUGAGUCCGCCAUAUUGAUUCACAUUCACAUGUAAUAUAACAGUUUAAAAUCGACAAGAGCGCGAGUUUUGAAAUAUCCAUUUAUAUCGCGUUUGUAAAACUCUGGUUGGACA